GUCACAUAGAAUAAGCCAAAGCAUUUUUUAUCAGUCAAGUGCGGUCGCGUGCGGCAAACGGUCCAUGCUGUUCGCUGGUGGUCUGUUUAAAAAGUUCUAGUAAAACUUAUAAACAUUUCGUUAAAUGUCAUUACAUUAUAAAUUACUGUGACGACCGGUUAAUUAUUUUUUUAUUUUUAUUUUUUAAGUAUUCUGUAAAAGUUAGUUAACAAAUUUGAAGCUAUAUGUGUUUAUAUUAAACGUUAUUUAUUUGAUGAAUAAUAAUUCUGUUAAGGGGUUAAAUUAUUGACAAUCUGGCGCUACUUUGUCCAAGGAUUAAAACUGAUUUGAGCAGAUCAAGGCUGGCAGGAAUCAGACGAAAGGAAGUGAGGCUGCCACAGGUUAUUCCUGUAGGAAGGACAUCCUCAUUUGAAUUUAAUUUCCGGGAUUAUUGCCAACGUCAUCUCCGUUUCCGCAGGCUGUCAGCUAUUGGAAGGUCAGACACUAAAUUCCCUCAGGUAGAUCCUGGUAGAAUUAACUUCCGUACAUUCCGGCCGAGACAUGGUCGGGGUUCCGAACUCGACUACCGACCCUAAAUUGGUCGAAAUCACGAAACCGGAAGACGAUGGACAAAUGAAAAAAAUCGAGGACGUUGUCAAUGAAAUCGACAACGUGUCUCCAUUCAAAAAUACAAUAAUAAUACCACGAAUAAUAAUGUCGUCUGAGAAAGAUGGUAGUGAUGCUUUCGUACUUGCUUUUAACGAUAACGAUAACAAUGGACAGAAAAAAUUAGAAUGUCCCGCGGACCAAGUCAAGGCUGUACACAACUUGCUCGAGAAGUUACCAGGCGACGAAUCUCUAUCCAGCGGUAGUUCAAUAGUGACAAUCUCAUCAGCGGCUAAUUCAGAUCCUGAGGCCCCUAACGACAGUGAUCCAAGAAGAAAACCACGUGAUAUUUUAAAUGAAAGGUGGCAACAUACGGCGUUACAAGUGUCUGUACCAUUUUUUAUUGCCGGAAUUGGAACUAUUGGCGCCGGUUUAGUUCUUGACAACGUUCAAACAUGGGACGUAUUCAAACAAAUAACCCAAUUGCUUAUCUUAGUGCCUUCAUUAUUAGGAUUAAAAGGCAACUUAGAUAUGUGUUUGGCGUCACGUUUAUGUACACAAGCAAAUCUAGGUAAUAUGCACGGUUGCCGCGAGAUCGUUAAAAUGAUAAUAGGUAAUCUGGCAUUAGUGCAAAUUCAAGCGACUGUUGCCGCAAUAAUAGUAUCAAUAUUUGCAACUUCUGCUCACGCUGCUAUGACCGGUGGUGAUUUUUUAUGGGAUCAUGCAUUGCUUGUAACAGCAUCUAGUGUUUGCACAGCAACAAGUUCAUGUUUCUUUCUCGAUCUUGUUAUGAUUAUUGUGAUCAUGACAACUCAUCGAUGGAAAAUGAACCCGGAUAAUUUAGCAACACCGCUGGCAGCUUCUUUUGGCGAUGUCGUAUCAAUAACUGUUUUUUCACAUAUCGCAUCAAGUUUUUUCACACGAUUAGAAACUCAAAUUUGGAUAUUAUAUGUUGUUAUUAUUGGUUAUUUAUUGAUACUACCUAUCUGGAUUUGGAUUGUAUUAAAAAAUAAAUAUACCAAAAAAGUUUUAACAUCUGGAUGGACGCCUGUUCUAUCUGCUCUAUUUAUUAGUGGAUUGGGUGGAUUAGUUCUUAGUAAAGCUGCAGAUGUACCAGGAUUUUCAGUAUUUCAACCAAUUAUUAAUGGUAUUGGUGGUAACCUAGUAUCGGUACAAGCAUCAAGAAUAUCAUCAACGCUUCAUCAAACAUCACUUAUGGGAGUAAUUCCGGAAUUCACUAAACUAUGGAUUUCACCAUGGAAAGCUCUUUUUAAAGGAGUUCCAUUUGCAAAAACUGCAAGACUUUUAAUAACAAUGGGUGUGAUUGGUGAAUUAAUAUUUAUAUAUGCUGCUGAUUAUAUAAAGCAGGGUGAAUCUACAUUACAUUUUUACUUCAUAUUUUCAUAUAUUAUGGUCGCAUUGUUUCAAAUCAUGUUAUUACUUUAUGUUGCGCAUAUAAUAAUUCACGCAAUGUGGAGGUUCAAAAUAGAUCCGGAUAAUUCAGCAAUUCCGUAUUUAACUGCUUUGGGUGAUUUGAGUGGUACAAUAUUUUUAGGGGGAGCCUUUUGGCUUCUUAGAGAAAUUGGACAUCCAUACAAUGACCUUCAGGAAAUGAGUCCUUGAAUAAAUUAACUAUUUUUAUUGUAAUUAUACAUAAACAAUUAAUCAAAUUCAAAAGGUUGAAUUUAUUAAUUCAGCCACGUGAUGAGACUAAUAAAUUUUUAAAACAAGUUAUUUUAUUUUUCUAAAUCAAAUUUUUAGAUAUAAAAUUUCGAUAUUUUUAAUAUUUUAUUUUUAUUUUUAUUGACUCAGUAAUUACAUAACGUGUUUAUCAAGUUGUAAUUGAAUAUAUGUGCCUUAGAGAGGUGAAAGAAAGUAUUAACAUUGUGGAAGAAAAAAAAACAAAUAAUAUUAUUUAUAAUUCGCGUUAUUGGGGAUGUGUAUUAGUAAAAAAACAAUCAAUACUACUAGAGGAUUAAGUAGAAUCCACGUUUAUGAAAAAACAUAAUACUCAAUAUUAUAAAAUUUUUAAAAAAUAACAUUAAAUCUAAAAAAAUAUUUUUAUUGCAAAAAUAAUUAAACAUUUGAUUAAAAUGAAAAAAAAAAUUUUUUUUAACUAUAAGUAGAUUUGAAAAUUUUAUUUGAUACCAAUGAAAGUAUCAAAUAACGAUCAUGUAAAAAUAAAUUUUUAAUUUUUUUUUCCAUAAUUCACUAUC
Messenger RNA from Microplitis demolitor, 2801 nucleotides. RefSeq names its product solute carrier family 41 member 3. Gene Ontology annotation, biological process: monoatomic cation transport. Gene Ontology annotation, cellular component: plasma membrane. The record is from RefSeq and is a predicted model, not a curated record. The coding region runs from base 541 to 2208 and encodes 555 amino acids. The transcript is spliced from 10 exons. Gene Ontology annotation, molecular function: monoatomic cation transmembrane transporter activity. NCBI's taxonomy places the organism in Eukaryota, Metazoa, Arthropoda, Insecta, Hymenoptera, Braconidae.